AUGAAUUUCGAACAGCUGUUAGCCACAAUCGGUGGGUUCGGGAAAUACCAGAAGCUUUUGUAUGUGUGGAUAUGUUUACCGCAGAUUUUUCUCGCCUUUCACAUGAUGGCAAGCGUCUUUACAGGCGCCACGCCACCUCACCGUUGUCGGGGUUCCCGUCUCGAUGACUGGUCACUUACCGGCCACAAUCGUUCAAAUGUGAACUUGAGCAUCUCCCUCCUGUCUGGGAAUUUGGACUCGUGCGCCUUCAUUUCAGGAGAGAACCGUAGUUCGCGUUCAAGUUGUGAGACAGGAUGGGUGUAUAGCCUCGAUAUCUUCGAGAGCACCACAGUCACUGAGUGGGAUCUGGUGUGUGACAAGGCAGGACUAAACAGUCUGGGCUCCUCUGUCUAUAUGCUGGGACUACUUGUGGGAGCUGUUGUGUUUGGAGCUAUGGCAGACAGGUAUGGGAGGAGGUUUGCCAUGCUCUUAUCUUUAGCCCUUCAGACAGUGUUUGGUGUGGCUGCUGCCUUCGCUCCAAACUUUCCUGUUUAUGUCGCCCUGCGCUUCAUCAUAGGAAUGUCAGUCUCGGGCGUGAUAAUCAAUGCUUUUGUGCUAGGCACAGAGUGGACCAGCACACAAAGACGAAUGCUGGCAGGCAUCUUCACAGACUACUUCUUUGGUUUUGGCUACAUGUUGCUGGCGGGUGUGGCCUAUCUCAUCAGAGACUGGAGAAAGCUACAGCUCGCAAUCUCUGCACCAGGCUUUCUCUUCAUAUUCUAUAUCUGGGUUCUUCCACAUUCAGCCCGUUGGCUUUUGGUGAAUAACAGAAAAGAGGAGGCGAUUGUUCUUCUACGUAAGGCAGCUCUGGUCAAUGGAUGCACCUUACCUCCAACUGUUCAGCUAUCACAGGUGGAGCGUCAUGAGGUUCCACAAGAGCAGAGACAAUACACUGCUGUUGACCUGAUUAGAACUCCACAGAUGAGGAAGAGGGCCCUCAUACUCUUCUACAUCUGGUUUGUUAAUGUGUUGGUGUAUUAUGGGCUGUCUCUGGGUGUGUCUGACCUAGGGGCAGAUCUUUACCUCACUCAGUUCAUGUUUGGGUUGGUGGAAAUUCCUGCUAGGUCUUUAGUGUUGGUAUUCUUGCCCUGCAGUCGGAGAAUCCCACAGAGUGUGUUCCUUGCUGUGGGAGGUGGAGCAUGUUUACUCACUCUCACAGUUCCUGCAGACAGUGCUCAAGUUCAGACUGCUUUGGCCAUGGUGGGAAAAUUUGGAAUUACAGCAUCGUUUGCCAUUAUCUAUAUUUAUUCUGCAGAACUCUUCCCAACAGUUCUAAGGCAGACAGGUAUAGGUGUGUCUUCUAUGUUUGCAAGGAUGGGUGGAGUUUUAGCUCCACUAAUAAAUCUGCUUGGACGCCAUGCACCUGCUGUGCCCAUGUUAAUAUUUGGCAUCACCCCUCUGCUCGCUGCAGUGCUAGCCCUGGCAUUGCCUGAGACUGCUAAUCAACCACUGCUGGACAACAUUUAUGAUGCGGAGAUGUCUACUCCUUUAAAAUAUGAUGGACAAAUUCCAGUACAUACCAGCCAAUCACCAAGCAGCACAGAAGGGCAGGAACUGCAGAGUUUAGCAGAUGAGUCCAGUUAGACAUAAUGUAGCAUUUAU
Messenger RNA from Xyrauchen texanus (razorback sucker), 1641 nucleotides. Its product is annotated as solute carrier family 22 member 13-like. NCBI's taxonomy places the organism in Eukaryota, Metazoa, Chordata, Actinopteri, Cypriniformes, Catostomidae. Gene Ontology annotation, biological process: transmembrane transport. The coding region runs from base 1 to 1623 and encodes 540 amino acids. Gene Ontology annotation, cellular component: membrane. The transcript has 10 exons. The record is from RefSeq and is a predicted model, not a curated record. Gene Ontology annotation, molecular function: transmembrane transporter activity.